This is a messenger RNA of Perca fluviatilis (European perch), 6921 nucleotides long. RefSeq names its product zinc finger protein 512B (gene znf512b). Lineage: Eukaryota; Metazoa; Chordata; Actinopteri; Perciformes; Percidae. The record is from RefSeq and is a predicted model, not a curated record. Gene Ontology annotation, molecular function: zinc ion binding.
GCAUGACCCAACACACAUUACUGUAAUACUGUACACGGCCGCCGAGAUAAUAUCCGUAUAAAAAAGCGAAAUAAUCCCGAGGUAAGGAACCGAGGAGUGAACCAAAACCGACCGAGGUUUGGCGUUUCUGCUCAUUUUCCUUCGCUUCGUUUUCUUUUACUCUAACCAAGUGUUUCGCCGCCGUCGAAAUUACUGCACUAAAUAUAUUUGUGUGCCUCCCUUUAGCUCCAGCCAGCGCAAGGAUUUUUUUUUUACUCCUCCUUCGUAAUAAAGUCGCCAUUUUGCUUCACUGCCUAUAAACCAUCCCGUAUUCUAAUAUUUUCCUCAAGGAGUCGAGGACCUACCUAUAUUUUCCUGGCUAUUCCUUAUAUUUCUGGAUUGUUUAACGAGAAGACAGAGGUUGAAGAAGUGCCUCGUGGUGUACAUAUUAAUGCAGGAAAGGAGGGGGGCAAGGCAAUUGGAAACUGGGAAUAAGGUGAAAGUAUCCAGGAUUUAUUUUCAUGUACAGACGAAAUUGUCAUUUCUCUUCUCCUGCCCUGCUCUUUUUUUCCUCCCACAUCGUCGUGGUCCGCAGAGUGGGGGUACAGGACGACAGUGACGACUGUCCACUUCCUUUCAGAUCCCCAACCCCAGUCUGACCGGUCCUUGACGCACAGCAGGUGUGAUUGCCAUGUAACAUAACAUUGGUGGAAAAACGCCCACUUCGGUGUCUGUCUCCUGACCCCCUCCUCCCUCACGUGGGUGACCCGGGGCCACCCGGCCCCUAGUGCUGGGUGAUUGCCCGAGAGUUCAGGCAUGGAGAGCCCAAGUGGCCCCAGGCUUGGGAAGCUGUCCUCAUCAGGGCUGCCAAGGGGCCGGACCCCCAAGCAUGGACAUCCCCAGGAGCCUGUCAGAACCACGCCAGGCCCGGAAAACAACAACAAACACAGUCCGGUGUGUGAUGAGCCAGCAGAGGUGAAGAGGAAAGGUCGCCCUAAAGCAGAAGUGCAAGAACUGAGAAGCAUCCCUGCCCAUAUGAUAGUACAAUGGAAGGAAGAGUUUAAGCGCCGCUCCAGGGUUAAGUGUCCGUGUUCAGGCUGCUGGUUAGAGUUUCCCAGCAUCUAUGGCGUCAAGUACCACUAUCAACGCUGCCAGGGGGCCACCGUAGCUGAGAAGCUGAGUCAUGGCUGUCCCUACUGUGAGGCAGUGUUUGCCACAAAGGUGCGCCUGCAAAAGCACAAGUUGUGGAACCACCCAGACAGGGUUAAUAUGGAGCCCAAGGACGAGCAGCCUAAGCUUCAAAAGACCACUGUCAAGUCCAACACCAAGAAAAGGCCCAUAGAGAACAGUCCCCCCUCUACGAUGUUCUUCAAAGUGAAAAAGACCCAGGAGGUGUCCAUGCCCUCUCAGAACGGGGAGCUGGCCCACGGGAAGAGUGAGAGGAAACAGCACAGCCACACUCAGCCUUCACAGCAGAUUCACCAGUCCCAGCCAGUCCAGCCUCAGUCCCAGGAGUCUCACAGCACGUCGUCUGAUGCGGAGGGCAGUGAAAGUGAAUGGGACAGCCUUCCCCCUUCUUUCCCUGACGAAGACCCAGAGCGAAUGAGGCACAGACGUAAGCAGAAAACACCUAAGAAAUUCACUGGAGAGCAGCCUUCAAUAUCUGGAACAUUUGGAUUGAAGGGUAUGACUAAGGUGGAGGAGAAGCUGAAGGCUGGCCGUGCGAAGAGAUCAGAGGGGACUGGGUUCAGUGAGGAGCCCCAGAGAAGACCGACUUCAAGUCAGUCCUCCAAGAAAGAUCCAGCUACAAGCAGCUCUGGUGCUGACACCCAGUGGCAGCGAGCAAUCCAUGAGCGAGGUGAAGUAGUGUGUCCCACCUGCUCCAUCGUCACCAGGAAAACAAUCCACGGCCUCAAGAAACACAUGGAGAUUUGCCAGAAGCUCCAGGAUGCCCUGAAGUGCCAGCAGUGCCACAAACAGUUCAGGUCCAAGGCCGGCCUCAACUACCACACCAUGGCUGAACACAGCACCAAGCCCUCGGGGAGCGAAGGCCAGACGGGCGACAAGCACGAGGAGAGAGAACGGCUGCGCAGAGUGCUCAAACAGAUGGGACGAAUCAAGUGUCCUAGUGAGGGCUGUUCAGCCCACUUUUCCAGCCUGAUGGGCUACCAGUACCACCAGAAACGUUGUGGAAGAGAGUUCUCUGAUGAUGAGAAGCCUGUGUUUCUGUGCCAGCACUGUGGAAAAACCUACCACUCCAAAGCUGGCAGAGACUACCAUGUGCGUACCGAACACUCCUCAACUAUCACCACCACCAUGACAGCCACCACCACCACCACUACCACCAACAACAACAAGGACAUUAUCACUGACACCAACAACAACACCGGCAAAGAGAGGGUGGUCUCUGAGGAGUCUCCAUCAUUACGCAUAAAAGAGCAAAGCCAGCCUGAGAAGAAGGAUUGGCAGGAGAAAGCACCAUCCAGCCAGCCUAAGGAGAAGGAAAUAGAAGUGAGGGACAAGGACAGGGAAAAGGAAAAGGAGAGGGAGCGAGUCAAAGAAAAAGCAGCACAAACUGUGAGCCAGGGGGAUGACUUUGAACGGACCCCCAGUGGCAGAGUGAGGCGCCGGUCAGCUCAGGUGGCAGUGUUCCACCUGCAGGAGAUAGCAGAGGAUGAGCGCAAAGACUGGGGCACCAAGCGCCGCAUCAAGGAUGACCUGGUGCCUGAUAGCAAGAGGUUAAACUACACCCGUCCUGGCCUCCCUAACUUCAGCCAAGAGCUAUUAGAGACCUGGAAGAACCAAGUCAAGGAGAAGGGCUUCAUCUGCUGCACCAAUGAAAACUGUGAAGCUGUCUAUUCCAGUGUAUCAGGACUAAAAGCCCACCUUGCCAACUGCAGUCAGGGUGGUGGAGAACUGGGAAAGUACACUUGUCUCAUCUGUCAGAAGGAGUUUAGCUCAGAGAGCGGUGUGAAGUACCACAUCAGCAAGACACACUCACAGAACUGGUUCCGUGCAGCAGCCAGUGAAGUGGUCUCCAGUACCAAGAGUAAAGCGCCGGAGAACAAUGGGAUCAAAGCUGAGGUGAGGAACGGUGCCACCACUGGUAAGAAGAGGGGCCGCAAGCCCAAAGAGCGGCCCUCUGUGGUUGCGCCUCACCAAACACAAACUGAAGCACCAACCACUACUCAAAACUCAACCCCUGCCGUGACCCCUUCAUAGUCCCCCACCCUGAUCCCCAACCCAACGGACAGUGCUAAUUCAGGCCAAAACAGACAACCCAUCCCCUCCUCCGCCAGACGAAGCAAACCCAGGAGGCUGUCAUUGUCAGAGUAGCUCUGCUUUUGUUGACCCAGGAGCCAGGGAGGAUGCUUACUGUAAAUGUUGUGCCAGGAAGCUAAAUGACCUUUCUAACUCCACAAGGACUUGGCACUGAGAAGAAAGCUAAAUCAACCCUUAAGAAGUAAAACGUUUAGUACAGACUUUUUGAAAUCCCAGAGUUAAUGUGUCUACUGUUAUAAAAAUACUCAUGUAACAGUAGUGUUUUAUUUCUCCAUUCCACUUUUGUCUCCUUUUUAAUGCACACAUUUCAGUUUCUGUACUCACAGCAGAGGUGUCAAUAGUAAUCAAAAAUAAAAUCCUGACUUCAACAUAGAUAGCAUUUUCUAAACAGAGGUAGUAUUCCAAACAAAUGCAGAGUAAUUCUCUCUACAAUAUUCAUGUUGUGUUUUAUUCAUGAGGUUUUAAAAAGGAUAUUCUAUUAGCAUAGUGAAGUCAUUUAUUGAUAGCUAGUGUUUUCACAUUUUUUUCCACAGAUAUACUGUACUGUGUACAUAAAUAAUAUCUAUAUCUAUAUAUCUAUAUACUCAAAGCAAUGAUGCCAGCUGUCAUUUUAAAGCCUGACACGUCCAACUGGAUCAUGAGCAGUCAGAAUUUUUUGCAGUGUGUGCUGUAGUGCAAUUAUGCUUUGAACUUGAUUUCUUUUUCUGGUAUAAUUUUCUUGUUUUUUACUUUUCAGGUUUUAAGUAAGAAAUUCUCAUAUAAGCUAAAAUGUUGGUCAGUUGUUAAUCAUAUUCCACUCUGUUUUUCCUACAGCCAUGUGGCUCACUUCAGUGAUAUUUAUUUUUAUUUGAUCUGCAUCACAUGACAGUGAAAGGUAUCUGCUUUGACGACCAUGAACAAGUGUCAAAAGAUUGUUUCCACAGUUCUUUUACACUGAAGUUAAAAAGCAGAAUACCCAAAAAGUGAUUGUUUGAGAUUUCCAUCUGUAGGGUAUAAGUUAAUACUUAAUAUGGCAUUGUUUAAUUGAUUUUAAACAAAAAACUUGAAGCAUUCUGUCUAAAAUAAGACUGGCAAAGCUAAAUGUUGGACAGAGGGAUGAAUUUUGUGUGAAGCUUGUUGCACCAUUGCAGCACAAUCAAAUGAUGUGAUACGAUUUUUAAGGAGGCCAUAUUUUGGCUACUGCUUUAGCUUGAAUCAAAGAGCUGAGGAGAGAAUACAAAUAUCUUUUAUAGAGAGGGUGAGGGAAAUAAUCUUUUAUUAAAUAAAUAAAAUUGCAAACGAAGAUUCAAUUAUAAUGAUGUAUAUGAAUUAAUUCCUGGAUGCUCAAAGUUAUUGCCUUGCACUUUAACCCUUAACCCCUCUCGCUUGUCUCUUGUAUUUUUGCACUCCAGGAGUAUUCAACCUAACCUAGUGGCUGUCAGGCACAGAAGUAGGAAUAUUUUACUCUGAUGAAAAAUUUUAACUAGAGAAAAACUAAAUUUGUCUUUACAUGGGUAAUGAGCAGCCUGGUUAACUCUUUCUAAAUAGUAUCUGUAAUCAAACAUGACCGUAUGAUUAUGACUCACCACACAAAGCCAUAACAGGUCUUGUUGAAUUUUAAGGCUGCUCUAUCCCACUUGAAGUUAGUUUAGCUGCAGAUUAAAAAUAAUAAUAAUCCAUUAUUAUUAAAUUACUUUUCAAGUCUGAAAUGUGUGCAAUUUAGAGAAUAUUUUCACUUUAACAUGUUUAAAGUAGAUACUUGAAUUCACAGUUAUAUUAAAGAUUUGAGCAAAUGAAAACUCCAUAAAUAUUUGAUUUAUAUUUGGAGUCUAUGUCCAUAAAAAUAAUGACUUCCUUGCUUAAAAAGAAAACGACAGAUCAUAAAUCUAUUUUAUAUUCUCUUGUGUGUAUUACCCAUAUAGCAAUCUGAUAGCUUUGAAUACAGUUGUGAUGUGGGGAUAUUCUGGUGAGGUAAUAAGAGUGCUUUACUUGUCACUCUACCUUAAGGACCUGAACUCAGUUAAGUCCACUAAUCCAUCCUGCCACUUUCUCCUUACUGGCAAGUCCUCUGAAUUUUUUGCACCAACAAAUCGUUGUCAUUAUUCAAAUCAAGGACUGAUGUCAGCAGAACAUGUUCAAGAAAUAUGUGUCCCAGGUGGUGUCAUCCCUACGCUGUGACCUUUAAUAUUGUGAAGCAAAGAUUUGAUCUGAAUUCCUCCAUUUUUAAUCAACUGAUGGUGGUUAUUCAAGUGGGAAUGAUUAUGCAUGUGUCUAUCCCUAUUAGUGGGAUGGACCUUUAUCUUCUAUCCAGGUUCAACCGAUGGAGAGGAUAAGAGUUAGACAAGCACUGAUUGGUCCUUGGACCUUUUCAAUAUGAGUUGUCCAGACCUUUAUGUGUGUAUGUGUAUGUGUGUGUGUGUGUGUGUGUGUGUGUGUGUGUGUGUGUGUGUGUGUGUGUGUGUGUGUGUGUGUGUGUGUGUGUGUGUGUGUGUGUGUGUGUGUGUACAAAACAGUUAGCACCUUUGUAAUGACUGGAUGUCAAAAAUGGUAACACUUUUCGUUGAGUGUUAUGCUGUGGCACAGAAUCAGUUCAUCAGCUGCUUGUUACACGUUUCAUUAAUAACGUCACAUUGACUGUGUUUACCUGACAAGCUUUGGUGUUGCAAUAUGAUGGUUAGGCACUGCUUUUGACAGUGGGUAUUUUAUAUUUUAUCACACCCUUUACUAUCUGUCUUCCUAUGAUGUGGAAAACACAUAUCUAUCCCGCAGUGUGAGCUAACUGCAACAUCUUUAGAGUACAGCAAUACACCAUAAUUAGCUGGUUUUGUUGGCUUGCUGAUAUUUUGAUAUUGAUGUGUCUUCUCAAAAUUGUAUGGCUUUUUUCACUCCCCUACUUUUAUUAGUUUGCUUUGAAAAUGCUUUUUACAUAUUAUGAAAUCUAAAAAAAAAUGAAUUAAAAAAAAAAGGUUGAAAAAAUUUGUAGACCACAAAGAACAUUGUAAGCCUGUGUGUCGGCAUACACUGUUAUUUUAUCCAUUUUGAUGAUGCACAUAAAUUGAGCUUUUUCAGUACACAAUGGCAAACACAUUGAGAGAGUCCUUUAUUAUUAUCUAUUCAAUAAGGGACAACAAGGCAUAAUGUAUGUGUGUUUGUUUCAGUAUUUAGUGCACUUACUAUACCAUGAAAUAGGCUUGAAAUAGGCGUGUUAUUGGAGCUUUCUAGUUACCCUGACUGUGUGUGGUGUGACUUUUGUACCUGGGGAAACAGCAGGCUCAAGCGUCUUCCCUUUGUCAGCAAUGUUAUUUCCAAAACCAAGGUUAAUCCUUAGAAAUCCAGCCUGAGACUUUUACCCUUUUAUUUGGACAACAGUGGUUCGUUUUGUAUGCUACCUGCUUCAAAAGCAGGAAAUGGCAUCCACCUCUGUCGUCUGGGCCAUUGUGAUGAAACUGUGGAGAGUUUUAAGAGAUAAUGUUGUAGCUCAUAACUGGUUAUGAUAUAUAGGUAACAGGUGAAAUGAGACUAAUAAUGUAUUAAAGAUUUCCAUAUCUGAAAUUAAGCUGUAUAGAACCUAGGAGACAUCAACAUAUCCUUAGAGAACUGUUACAAUUUUUCUCCCAAACUUGUUGUAUUACCUGUGCAUUAGUAUCCCUCAACUAAUUAAUAAAAGUUUGUUGACUAAAA